UAUACUAUCUUUUCAAACUGUAUCCACUCAGUAAUAAAUGUUGUAGACAAUUUAUAUGAAUUGUCUACAAAGAAACCCAAGAUCAUAUUAAAAUCUUCGAAAUCUUCUCUAUGCGAUAUAUCGUAUUGCCAUAAUAAAAUGUCUUUCGAAACGAAUCAGGGAUUUUUAUGUGAUUCUUUUGAAUUUUCUAUCUCAAUUUUACAUUUUGGCGCCAUUUGAUGUGGUUUUCUACGCGUAUACUGCGUGGGUUAGGAAGCUACUUUCAAAACGUCUUUGUUUUCUUUUUCCAUUCCAUUCAGAACGAUAAGCAAAAAGGAAACAAAGACAAAAUAUCAUAUCUAAUUUGUGGUUUAAUGUAACCGAAAAGUACUAUCUUGUCGACUCCCCGAUAUUCGUUAUAUAUGCUGCUAUGUCCAUCGCGACAAAUCUACCCUUCUCCACGUCCUUCAUUAAGGGAAGGAGGAAAUCCUAGCAUAAAAAGGACAUAGCCAAUUUCGUUCGUUGAAACGUGAAAGAAAAUAUUACUCUUUUCAGAGCUUGUUAAAUUCUCGGAGGACCCUUAUUUCGUAGAAGUAUUACUCGAACGAGGAAGACCGUCUUGUUUCUCUUCGACUUUGUCUUCUUAAGCAAGAACCUUUGUUCUUUUUUAGGAUAAAAUAAACCUAUAUCGAUUUUUAGAAAAAGUUAGUGUUGAUAAUUACUUGCUAGAAUUCCAACCUUUCGAAUACCCUACUACUUUGUGUAACUACCAAUUUUUACUGUCUUUUUUACGCCGUAUAAACAAAAUGGUUAAGGAGAAAACCUUGGACGACGGAUCUCUUAGUUUUGAUAAUUCUUCUUUGGAUUUCGGUUCCUCUUUACCGGUUUCAUCUGCUUCUUCUCCUAAGAAAUCGAGGGAAAACGUCAAACUGUCUUUUCCCGGUGACGAUGAAGACGCAACGUAUGAAGAAAGUUCCACUUCUGGUCUUGAUCGCUAUGGUUUAACUCCUUCAGGCGAAACUUUCGCACUUCCUCAUGAGCAGGAAAAUCGUCGCAGUAUCCUUGAAACCAUCGACCCACGCGUUCCCAAGACACCUUGGGACUGGGUGGUUAUCGGCAGUAUCCUUUCUCAAGUCGCCUUAUACCUUUUCACCCGCGGAAACACGCGCCGCGUUUUGUUAAUGGCCUGCUUCUUUUUUUGGCGCAUGAGUUAUGAUAUUGGAAUUGGAUUUCUGCUUCAUUCUCAGUCCAAUGACCGAAAGGUUGUAGAGUGGGUUAAUAAGCUUGGUUUCCUUGAUAAAAAAAAGAAUCCCAAGCUUUAUGAAAUGACAAAACACCAACUUGUCUCUAAAAUGGAUCCUUCUUAUAACUUUGAAAAAUCUCCCAUUGAGUUUAACAGCUGGCUAGUUUUUCGCCAUUUUGUGGAUCUUAUACUGAUGUGUGAUUUCUGCUCGUAUGUCUUGAUGGCUUUUGCUUGGACCUGUUGGCCAAAUAUGAAUUUUCUCCUUCACAUGUUGCGUUUCUUCGGAGGUAUUGCCUUGAUUGUUUUUAACUACUGGGUGAAGCUGGAUGCCCAUCGUGUCGUUCGUGAUUACGCAUGGUAUUGGGGUGAUUUCUUCUUUCUUCUUCGUAGCUCUUUGGUUUUCAAUGGUGUUUUUGAACUAGCCCCUCAUCCCAUGUACUCUAUUGGUUACGCUGGAUACUACGGUAUGAGCUUGAUCUCUGGAAGCUAUGGCGUUUUGCUGGCAAGUAUGAUAGCUCAUGCUGCUCAGUUUGGUUUCCUUCUUUUUGUCGAAAAUCCCCAUAUUGAAAAGACAUAUGGAAGUGAUUCUGCCCAUUCGCGUCUUACACCAGGAGAUGAAGAUGUAGACUUUGAACUUCCUCCAGCUCGUGAUCUUGUCGGGUUGAUUAAUUUCGAUUCAGCUAGAAUUUCAGAUGUCGCGUUGAUCAUAAUCGCUGCUUAUAGCAUUCUAUCAACUUUACUCUCUUCUAACUCUUUCCACAACCAAUUUUGGGCUCUAUUUCAAGCCUUUUUGUGGCGUUUCUUACACAGUGGUCUCCACGGGUCUAUUUUGUUUUAUCAAUCUAGGGAUAAAGCCUGGUCUCGACAUUUCAUCCGUAAUGGUGAAUCUAUUGUGCAGGCUUGGUCUCAGUGGAAGGGAUUUUAUAACAUUACUUUAAAUAUGUCUUAUAUUUCUUUUUGUAUGGCAGCUUGGAAACUGUACCAUAUUCCUAACAACUGGACUUAUGGACUUGUUACUCUUCGCCAUACCUUAGGAUUUGCUCUAAUUGCUUUACAUAUUUAUACUUCUGUCUCUAUUUAUGAAGAUCUAGGCCAAUAUGGAUGGUUCUAUGGCGACUUUUUCCUACCUAGCCGCUCUCCCAAGCUUGUCUACCAAGGUAUCUAUCGGUACGUUAAUAACCCUGAGCGUUUUCUUGGAUGCUCUGCUUAUUGGGGUCUUGCUCUUAUAAGUAAUUCAGCCUGGAUUUUUCUGUUAGCAACGUUAGCGCAGCUAUCAAACUUGGCUAUAAUUCGCCUUGUUGAGCAACCCCAUAUGCGCAAAGUCUACGGUAAUGCUUUAAGGAAAGAAGCAGGAAUAUCAAAAUUAAUUAAACAAGCUACCCAAGAACACAGCAAUAGGAUUCCGAAGUCUAUUGAGACUCAUGUGAAAGCUUUGGGCAGUACUGUCGACAAGGUUCUUGAACAGACUGCUGAAGCGUUACAGGAAUUUGUGAAUGCAGCUCCUCCAAAAGUACAAGUAUUAUUGAAGGGUACGGAAUCAAGUCUCCGUAGAAGUGCCCAACUUGCCAUUUUAAAACUUUUUGCUCCACAGUUUGACAGACUUGGAUCUACUUCGUAUUCAUUGAAGUUGGACCUUGAAGAUUCCAAAGUUCCGCUUGGAUCUCCAAUUCAUGUAAAGUGGACUGCACCUUUAGACCAUGAAAAUAAUGACUGGAUUGGACUUUAUCGCGUAUCCGAUAAUGUUAGUGAUAUUCACACUCAAGUGUCAAGUGAAGGCCGUUGGUCUGCCAUAGAUUUUGAAGGUUAUAACUCACAUGUUUCUAGCAUUAAAGAAGUUUCGGAAACUAAGGAUUCUGGUGAGGUGGUGUUCUCUAGAGAUUUGUUAUUUUGGGAACCAGGAACCUAUGAAUUCCGUUAUCAUCAUAGUAAUAAGCACUUGGUAAUGGCUAAAAGUCAACCAUUUCAGAUUUACGCGAUAACUUGUGAGUCCAAGGAUGUCUCUGAAGUUGAGAAUACUCUGGAUCACUUACUAAAGCUUUGCAUUCCAGAAGAUAGUUCUAAAUCACUACGAGAUUUAUCCGAUAGUAAAGCAAAGACACUUUCUAAUGCAAUCAAAUGUGUUUUUGGUAUUGAACUUGGUCAUCAUGUCAUUCAAGUUGAUGGUUCCACGAAAGUUUUAGCAAGCAGACUUGUUAGUGCUAAAAAGAUUCUUCAACCUUUUGAUUAUUCGGAAGAAAGAAAGAAGGAUGUAUAGCUCAUUACGGUUAAAUUGUGAUUUAUUCAACAUAUUUUACAGUUCCGAUGAUAUUUGAAUUUAUGAAGCCUCUGUUCUUUUUUGGCUUGACCUAUUAGUCUACGGCUUACUGAAUUGAAAUUAAUGAUAUUUAAUGAAAUUGUAAACUUACGUUGUGAAGUUAAAUAAUUUCGAUGACUUUAUUUCCUAUCCGUUGUCCUAUUUCAAUUAGCAUGGUAAGUUAAGCUUAAAUAAACGUCAAAUUAGUAACCUGGUUACACAUAAUUAAAUAACAUAUGAAAACUAAAUAAAUCAAAGUUGUUGUCAUGCAUGAAUGUCAUUUUCGUCCACAGAAAGUAUACUUGAC
Molecule: messenger RNA, 3822 nt
Organism: Schizosaccharomyces cryophilus OY26
Lineage: Eukaryota; Fungi; Ascomycota; Schizosaccharomycetes; Schizosaccharomycetales; Schizosaccharomycetaceae
Product: phosphatidylethanolamine N-methyltransferase Cho2
Exons: 1
Coding region: 786-3476 (896 amino acids)
Biological process (GO): phosphatidylcholine biosynthetic process
Molecular function (GO): phosphatidylethanolamine N-methyltransferase activity
Source: RefSeq, a predicted model, not a curated record